GCGGAGGUGCCCCAGGAGCAGGGACUAGACGCCGGCGCUUUUAUGGUCGGAAGGGGAAAGCCCCUAACAAGCGAGUUGUUCUGCGGGGAAGUAGGGGUCAUGUCCUGCUAACAGAUAACCCCUUUCGACCAAAGAGUCAGCAGAGUGCAAAGGGGUAAGGACGCCGUGCAGUAGUUUCCCCCCUUCCUUUUGAGUGUGCCCGCCUUCAUACUUACUGUACAGAGUUUGGGAGUAGAGCUCAUCUAGCUAAGAAAAAAAAACUAACCUAGGAGGCAGUUAAAAAAAAAAAGACAACAAAGAGUCCUGAGGAUGACAGCAGAAGCCAAUCAUGUCCAUCCAGUGUUUGAACUGGCAGAGGAGAAUGAUGGCAAAUGGAGCGAUCAUUCCAGGAUCUCUCUGGAACAUAUAGGAAAAAGUACAGAUAUCAAGGCUUACAUGAUAAAGAAAAUGAAGAAAAAUUGCAGCUGUAGCUCAGCUAAAGCCAAGGAUCUGGUUUUCAGUUUUCUCCCAGUACUGACAUGGCUCCCCAAGUACAAACUGAAAGAGUAUUUCUUGGGGGAUCUUAUGUCUGGCAUAAUUGUAGGAAUUUUGCUGGUUCCGCAGUCUAUUGCUUAUUCCCUCUUGGCUGGCCAAGAACCUAUCUAUGGUCUAUACACAUCAUUUUUUGCAAGCAUCAUUUAUUUUCUGUUUGGAACUUCCCGUCAUAUCUCUGUUGGCAUUUUUGGUGUACUCUGCUUGAUGGUGGGAGAAGUGGUGGAACGUGAAGUGCAGAGAGCUGGAUACGAUUCAGUACCUGGUGCUUCUAGCAAUUAUCAUUCUGAUAUAUAUGGCCUCUUAAAUAACACAUUGGUGUCUUGGACUGCCAACCAGACUUCACAGAUAUUAUGUGAUAGGAGUUGCUAUGCAAUUAGUGUUGGAGCAACUGUGACGUUCAUAGCUGGGAUUUAUCAGGUCGCUAUGGGCUUCUUCCAGGUGGGCUUUGUCUCUGUGUACCUCUCUGACUCCUUGCUCAGUGGAUUCGUUACUGGUGCUUCCCUCACCAUCCUUACCUCACAAGCCAAAUACCUCUUGGGCCUAGACAUUCCACGGAGUAAUGGCAUUGGUUCCCUUUUAAGUACAUGGAUAAACAUAUUCAGAAACAUCCACAAGACCAACAUCUGUGACCUCAUCACCAGCUGCUUGUGCCUUCUUGUUCUUAUCCCAACAAAAGAGUUGAAUGAGCGGUUCAAAUCCAAACUUAAGGCCCCCUUGCCCACUGAGCUCUUCGUGGUCAUAGCAGCCACACUGGCUUCUCAUUUUGGGAAGCUGAAAGAGAAAUAUGAUUCCAGUGUGGCUGGACACAUACCAACUGGAUUUCUGCCACCACAAUUGCCAGAUUGGAGUCUAAUUCCCAGUGUGGCUAUGGAUGCAGUGGCCAUAGCCAUUAUUGGCUUUGCCAUCACUGUAUCUCUGUCAGAGAUGUUUGCCAAGAAACAUGGCUACACCGUUAAACCCAACCAGGAAAUGUAUGCCAUUGGUUUCUGCAACAUCAUCCCAUCUUUCUUCCAUUGUUUCACAACCAGUGCGGCCCUUGCCAAGACUCUAGUUAAAGAGUCAACAGGCUGUAGGACUCAGAUCUCUGGUGUGGUGACUGGUUUGAUCAUCUUGUUAGUUCUGCUUGUGAUUGCUCCCCUGUUCUAUUCGCUCCAGAAAUGUGUGCUAGGGGUCAUAACCAUUGUCAAUCUCAGAGGAGCCUUGCGAAAAUUUGGUGACCUGCCAAGAAUGUGGCACUUAAGCAAAAUUGACACAGUGGUCUGGUUGGUCACUAUGUUAUCUUCAGCACUGAUAAGCACUGAACUUGGUCUUCUUAUUGGGGUCUGUUUUUCAAUGAUGUGUGUCAUUCUGCGGACACAAAACCCAGAAGGACAGCUGCUUGGUUUGGUACCAGAAUCUGAAAUCUAUGAACCCCUCCCUGCCUACAGUGGCCUUCAAGUUAAGGCGGGCAUCAACAUUUUUCGCUUUGAAGCACCAAUAUACUAUGCUAACAAAGAGAACUUUAAGUCCAUGCUGUACAAGAACACUGGAGUCAAUCCUUCAUUGGAAUUGGCAGCAAAGAGAAAGCUGGAAAAGCAAAUGCUUACUGAAAAAUCAGACGGUGCUGGUGGAAAACAGGCAGAAACCUCAGUGCAACUUGUCUCUCAGCAACUAGCAUUCCAUACCCUAGUAAUAGACUGCUGUGCAGUGCAGUUCUUGGAUACAGCAGGGAUCCAUACACUCAAGGAAGUUCGAAAGGAUUAUGGGGAAAUUGGCGUCCAGGUGCUGCUGGCUCAGUGUAAUCUCUCUGUGAGGGACUCCUUACAGCGAGGGGAGUAUAUUAAAAAGGGGGAGAAGCAUUCUCUCUUCCAUAGUGUGCACCAGGCUGUGGAAUAUGCACUGUGUACCUAUAAGCAUAAUGGCAGCUGUUCCUUUGAAAUCUAAUGUAAGUAAAAGCUUCAUGUUUAAUGAGACUAAUGAUGCUGGGCAUUAUAUAUAUCACGAAGUUGUAAAGGGCUAUUCCUUGUUUUUCACAUGCUAUUGAUCAUACAAGAUUAUAAAAUGCAUUUUUACCUUUAAUUUUGCUCUGCUGAGUAGAGCACUGAGGAAAUACUGAUGAAUGGUAUGAAUGAGGCAGUGUGGAUUCAUAACUUGUGCUUGGCUAGGAGAACAAAUACUCAAAAGCUUAGUGUGCCUCACAAAAUGGGGCCUUCUGGUGUGGAUGCCUGAAAGGCCUAAAGACCUCAUCCCACACUCUGCUAGGCAGGUAGUGCCACCUUUCAGGGUGCUCCUUUCUUUCCCAGAAGGAAAGAUUCCCACUUCCUUACACACUCUCCCCCUCCUCACCCUUCCCCCAUUGCUACCUUUCAGGGGAAUGCUUCUGAAUUAUGUUGAUGUGUCAUGGUGUCAUUUAGGGAGAAGAGAAUAGCUCAGAAAAAUGGAAAUCCAUCUGAUUUGGGGCAUUUCUGCCCACUUUAGGAAUCUCACCCCACAUUGCUGAAAAAGGCCCCCAGGAUAAACUGUAUGUGGAAUUAGGUGGCUGUAGGCAUGGAGUAGGAAAGAGAAGCUGUUUCUAUUAACAUUUCCUUUCACUUACCUUAAGAGUGAAGACCAUGUUUUUUUAUCGAACUGACAAUUUCAACUGAGUUUUUUUCAUAAUUUAAGACAGGGCAAUUUGUGUUCUGAUUUUUUUAUGCCUUAGUCUAAGAAAUGACUGAAAAUAUAUGCAUACCUGACUUCUAAAAUGAACCUGAGUUUUGAAAAAUAUUUUAUUAGCUGUUUUUAAAUCAUUUAUGGCUUUAUUGGGUUUCAAAGGCCAUAUCAUUGGACAUUACAUAUUUUAGAGUUGUAGGUGUGUCAUUUGAAAUAUACUAUAUGAAGCAACUAGAUACAUAGUUUGUUUAGACUUUAUUUAGGAAACAGAAACGCUAACUCUUCUUUUAGCAAAAUUAAUGGAUGGUGGCCAGGAUAACAUGUUAGCUCUUCCUCUGUCUGCCCCUCAAAAGAGAUCAUCCAGUACGAUUACAUAAGGGAUCUGGUGAAUAAUCAUUUUUACAGAUAGAGACUUUCAUUGUAUUCUUUUUUGUGUGUUCCCCAAAACUUUGCAGAAAUAAGACAUGUUCAUUUUUUUUGAAAUUCUCACAGGAUAGAUAUAUGAAAUACUAACUGAAAAUGAAAUAAAAGCAUUAUGGGCACAUCUUAAAUCAAAGAUUCCUUUCCGUUGCUUGUUACAGUGCUAGAGUUGAUAUAAAGGGUAUUGAGGGUUUUUUAUUUUGGUAGAACAGGUCUUUGCUUAGGUAUAAGGAAACUUUGCGACUUAUGCAUUGCUACUAUUAGUUUUCUUGGCACAAAAGGGAAGGGCUGUAACCAUUAUUAAAGAAGAGUUUCUUUACAGUCUCUUUUGGAAAAAUUGAAAUCUGUCAUAGAUAACAGCAAAGGUAAAAUGUCUGUUGAGUUAAAGAGUUUGUUGCCAAAGCAGGUUUAUUCCCUGCUUCCCAGAAGCAUAUCGCAAGUACCUAUGUCUGAAUAAUGGAGCUAAGAUCCACAAAAUAUAUAGAAAUUCGAUAUUAAAAAAUCUGAACAAUUUUAAGCUUAUUUCAUUGACUUAGAAACUUUCAUUUUUUCUGAGUGAUUUGAAAAUAUUAGUGGACUUGAACAGAAGAGAUGGAUAUUCAUAAGCUAAAAGCAGUCAAAGUUUCUUCUACUCAAACAUUUUAUUUCCAAAAAGGGCCAGUAGGAUGCUGGUCAAUAAAGCAAGAAGGCAUUAUUUCUCUUCUGUGUUCCGUGGCAUCUUGAAGGCUUCAUGAAACCAUCACAAAUAAUGGCUCUUGAUAUACCUUUCCUCUGUGACUUAGUGUAACCCAGAGAUAGGCAGCCAAGUGCCUGGCAGCAUCACUAUACCAAAAAUUCUUCCUUGGGUGGCUGCUGGGCUCUGUGCCCACCUGGAUUUUUUUAAAGAUGAUUUUAAUUGUAAAAUAAUUAAAUGGAAUGCCUCUAGAGCAAGAGGAGAUAGAAUGCUGUAAUUUGUUUGUAAAUCAAUGUUUUGUGACUGGCUGUGCCCAUCAACAGCCAUUUUGUGACAGCACCUGUAACAUUCUCUCAAAAUUCCAAACAUGCCUAACAGCUGAAAUGGGUUGCCCAUAUUUAGUCUGACCUCUAAAAGCCACCUAAACCGUGGAAACCAUGGUGACUUACUAAGAGAAAUUCAGUUUGCAAAUGUACUUUUCUUUACCCAUUCUACCUAUUGCCAGUCAAUUGUAAUAAGUAAUAUUAAAUCCUAAUGUUAUGAAUUAAGGAAGACAAAGGUAUGCCCACCUGCUAUUACCUGCAGUCUGCAAUUUACGGCUAAAUCCCUAGGGGGCACAAUUUACUAGGGAAGUAGCUGCUUCAAUUUUUUUUUUAACGAUUAAGAAUUGGCCAUGUCUGUCUUCAAGAGAGAGUAAAUUGCACUGGGGUUGAAUGCAUUUAUUUGUUUAUGCCUUCAGGGAGGUAAUAGUGCAUUUUCAUUGUCAAUUUUGUAUAAUAAAUUAUAAUUUUAGGAAGAGGCUUCUUGGCUUUUUAAAGAUUACCAUAAAAUUACUUUCAUUGUAUUAAAACCUUUGAUCUUGUGGAGUAUAAUGAAACAAUACACUGAAACUUUGUUAUUAAGAGAAGAAUAUACAUUUUAAUCUCAUAGCUACUAAAAAUAUAAUUCACAACUGGAAAUCACACUGCACUAAAGAUAUGGUAUUAAAAUUGGUGUGGUUCUUUUAAAAUGAAAAGGUCUAGACUGGUUUGGAAAGCCUGUGGUCUUGUGACUGUUCCCUCCUCUGGUGCUAUUUCCACUGCUUCAUGUGGUUUUCAGUUAGUUUGUCAAGGAAACUGCAGAUAUAUUACUCCAGAAUUACAGGACUUCCCCUUUUGAGUCUGCAUUAUAAAAAGUAAUAAUUAACUAGUUUCCAAAGCCUUCAAAUUUAUUAUAUUCUGUGGAGUCCUUAGUGCUCUCUGAGCCUUAUUGUUUUCUUGCAGAUGUUUCAUUGCCAGACUAGCAAACCCAACUCCCUUUUCGCACUGAAGACGUUGCCUAGCCUGGCAAUGAAACGUCUGCAAGAAAACAACAAGGCUCAGAGAGCACCAAGGACUCCACAGUUCAUCCGUGAGCUACAAAUAUUCUCUUUGAUUGGUUAUUACAUUCUGAUGGAACCUUUUUGUUUCACUUGGGAUUGUCGCCUUUUUCCUUAGAAAUAUUUUGUCCUUAGUAAAUGCACUCUAGGGAAACAGUAUUUAUAUAGUUAUUUUCCAGGGAAGUAGGUAUAUUUGUCAACCAGUUAUCUUUGAAAAGGAUAAUAGGUGUAAAUCCGUCCAAUGUUGCAUCCAGAGAUAAAUUACUAGUAGGAGUCCACCAGUGAUUUCCAAAAACUAGUAUGGAAAAUAGUCUUAAUGAAUAAAGCUGUUUUCCAUGAAGAUCCUCAGGAAGCUUAGAUUUAGGAACAGAAAAAUUCAACAGAAAAUUAAUAGGUUCACACAUUUCACAAAGACAUGAUGUAGUGUUUUCUAUCUUAGUAUGUGAUAUAAACCUAGCCACUGUAGAUACCUGGUAAACUAUGGUUAAGCAAAAGGCCUGGCUUAGUGCAAGUGUCAAUCUGACCUAAAUAAAAUUAAUCUGAAUGUAGAAAUCUGGAGAUACUAUUUUUAUUAUGACCUUAACCACUGCUGAACUCAAAUUGUUUUGUUGUGUGCAUCUGGUGGUUUCUCGUUGUGCACUGCUAUGUCUAUGUUUCCUUGCAAGGUUGAAGUAACUAUGAUUCCCAAUUCCAAAAUCUAACUCCAGUGUCUGGGCCAAAUUAAUAGACUUCAGCCAUUGGGAUUUGCUCCUGAUGCCAUAGGAGGACAAUGGUAGUAAAAAGGUGGGAAUUUCAUCUGCAGGACCAACUUUUGUGAAUGAGAUUAUGCAAUCUGCUCAAUAAUCUGCUGUAUUUAGUGAAGAACUUAAUUUUUAAUGAGCAAUACUUUUUUUUUCCUUGCUGAGACCUUUUAAAAUCAAAAAGGCCUCUUACAGCCUUUGCCAUCUGGUAAGAUGGAAGUUGAUUUUUAGGGAGAAUGUUUCUGUAUGUUAUCAGCAAGAGAAUUAAUAUCCAUAAAACUUCAAUUAUAAACUCAACAUGGAAUCUUUUUCCCUCUUGGAGAUGCUAUUUAUAGCUGUUUUUGUUGCUUCUGGGAUAUCUAAUACACUGUAAAUGUUCUGGCUUUGCAUUUAAUAAUUGAAUAUAUUUUAAAAUUAUACUUUUAAUAAGUGUCAUAGUACUAAUUUUAAUCUGCAUUUUACAAGAUUGUAACCAUAAACAUUGUAAGCAUUUCUGCUUGAAAACUUGCUCUUAAUUGCCUUUCCACCGUUUUAGUUACAUAAUGUGUCCUAAGCAACUUCGGUGUUUGCUUUUUUCGCAAAAAUGCCAAGACAUGGCAUAGACCAAAAGAGGCAUGAAUGUGACUUGCAGUGAAUAUAGCCAUUAUUUUUAUCUGUCUGCCUUGCUAAUUUAUUUUUUAAUGGAUCUUCCAUUUGCAAAAGUAUUUUUGAAAGCCUGCUACAAUUUUUUCCCCACAGGGCAUGCUCCCUAUCUUUAUUGUCCUGUACAACAAAAUGCCUUUUGGAAAGAUUUUACACUGUAUUCUCCUAAUAGUAGUAUAUACAAGUGUGCCUUUCUUUUAUCACCUGCCCACACUGAUUUAUUUAAAAGCCAUCUUGCCCUGAGGGGAGAAGAGCAAGAAUAGCUCUGGGGACUAGACUGAUGAUUCCAGUGGAUACAACUUAAGUGGUUCAGGUACGGCUACAGAGCCACUUACUUGCAGACCACCGUGACCCUGGAUACAGUCCAUCAGGUGGCUGGUGGAAGAUAACAGCAUGAAAGAGAGGGUGAGAUCUCAUGUCAAUUCUCUUAUUACAGUUAGGAAACCCAGCUGCUACAAAUGAAGUUGCUUGAUUUUUUUUAAACAACAAACACAUUAUGUGUGUUCUAGAUGUUGCCAUUACACAUUGUUCUAGGUAUUUCAGUGAGAAGUGAUCCAAAAGUAUAAUAAUAAUUAUUUGAACAGCUGUGUGCUGUAUUAGGCACAUCAGUAUGGUGAUGGAAGCAAUUCACAAACUGAAUUUGCAGUUGUGGUCCUUUGGAUUGCUGUUACUAUUAGCCACUAUACAUUGGUAUGUUCUUUCUAAAUGGGUGUAGUCCCCUGCAGUUCUGUUGUGUGUGAUUGUGCAGAAUUAAAAAUAAGGAUAUUUUAUUUUAUACCAUUGACUUUUGGAUGGUAGGCCUCCAGAUAUCUGGAUACAAUCUGCAUCUUUAUUUUUACUAGAUAUCCUUGGUACAGAUUAGGGUGGUAACAUUUUCACAGUUGGGCUGCAGUUAACAUUUGGGUUUGGGGAGAGAAGAGGCCGUAGGGGCAGGAUUGUCAUGCGAAACAGUAGGGUGGUUUCACAUAUAUCAGUAGGGCUAAAGUUUUCUGUCCUGGUUUUGUAAGGGAUAUAUUGUAUUUUUUCUUUGCUUUUUAUAACAGUUCUAAGCCUACCUCAAAGCUCUACAGUACUGUUUCUCAGUUAUCAAUUUUCUGCAGUCCCGCUGUGUGAUAAAAAUCGGCUUUGGGAGCCCCACCACCAACUAUAUACUCUGUGUGUGUGUGUGUAUGUAUACACUUACAGUGUAUAUAAAGAACUUCAAAUGUCCCAUGUGAAACUAAUUUAGCUUUUUCCAGUGAGAUCAUCUUUAUUUUGGAAAUAUGUGUUAGUAAGGUAAAAUCCUAAUCAAAAUGACCAGAAGAAUGCUGAGAAAUGUACCCUAACAUCAUCUGGUGGUUGCUGGUUUGCAAAAUGUUAAACCAGUUAAUAUUUCAAAUUAAAAUUAUAAACUAUUUAGGGUGAAACUAAUCAUUAAAGAGACAUUGGCUGCUGUCUUUUUAUGUUCUUCUCUUUUGUCCAGUAAAAUGUAAUAUAUGGCAAUGCAUUCUAUGCUCUUCUGCCUCCUCUUUUUAUGGAUGGAAAUGCAUAGUGUGCAGAGUGGAUAGUCUGAUGAUAACAUGGGAGACAAGGAAGUAGCACUCUGUCCUUUGUAAAAUUGGCAUUGCCCUUCAAAUUUCUAUCAUUUUCAGUGCUUUGCAGCGUGGAAAAUUAUUGUUUGCAAUAUGUUUUGGUUUGGGUUUCUAGUAUGGCUUUUUUUAAUGUUCUGGUUCUUAAGUAAUCUGAAUGAAAAAUCUCAUUUUAACAUAAUAGAUGGCUGGAUAUUAUAAACCUCAGGGCAGGAACACAUACUCAUUUACAAAAGCAUAAAUCAAGUUUAUGCACCAAAGUGACUGAAGUGGAACACUAAACCUGGAACCCUAAACUCAGCAAAGUGUAUAAAUUAGGUAAAUAAGCAAAUGUGUGUUGGGGGAAAUGGGCUUCUAGAGAUUUCAUCAGACUUUGUUUAACUGUAUGAAUUAGAGAUUUACUUUUAGGAACAAAAAUAGUAAUUUGCUGGAUGCUGGAUCCUGCAAAAUUCAUAUAGCCAGAAAACUUUACAUUUACAAUUGGUCUUUACAGUUAUACUCUGGCUCCUCUUCAGAUUGCAUUAAUCUUUCACCUUUUACUAAAGGUAUCACAUUCCUUAGGAUUCUAUGAGUUACUUAGCUGUAUACAAUGUGAUUCCGUUGAAAGUAAAAGGGUUACUCGAACAAUGCUUUAUAGGGUUAUGUCCAAUAUUAUGCAAGCAAGUUUCAGUUUACAUAAUGGGAUUUCUCUUUGCACCUUGCCUGAAGCUCCUCAGCAAAAGUGAAUCUUUUUUCACCAAGCUGAUGACCCAUAGAGCUCCAAAAAUUGUUACCAAUUUUUUUUUUUAAUGUGACAGAAGGGGAAAAUUAUUAAAUACAUGGGAAACAAACUAAUUAUGCUUAUGUAGAUGAAAUUAAAUAAAAUGUAUUACGUGUUCUGGCCUCACAUUCUGUACUCUUUGGAACGGACCAGCAAAAGUUAUAUAUCGCUGCCAUAUAUAACUAAUUAUGGUUGGUUGUUACAAGAACAAACUCAGCAUCUGAAUAGCAACCCCACCAAGUAAUCCUUUGCUAAUUUUGUAGCAACCAGAGUUUGCUGUUAGUGUGAACUGGCAAACUUGCAAUACGCUGCAGACUAGACAAUAACUAAUCAGUGAUGCAUGGCCUGAAAUUUGGCCAUGUAACAACGGAGUGGAGUUUAGCAUUACAUAUGAACCAACUGUAAAGUUGGUUUUACUACAGAGCUGUGUCUUUCAUUGACCACUACAGUAGGUCUCAAAAAUCUAGAUUAUUUAAAGAAAUCUAAGAUAUAAGCAGUUCUAUAAUUACUAUCCGUCAAGCCAGGAUGUGCAACACUUUAGUCAGCUGAGGGGGGUGGGGAGGAUUAGAUUUCAAAAGUGGCUGGGUCUAGGAUGGUGGAACCACUUAGAACCUUUUAAACAUUUUCAUGAUGUUAAUUUUGUAAAUUAUUUUAUUAUAUAAGAUAAAAUAUAAUAAAAUAUCUUAAGACCAUCAGAUGGACUAUAACAAUUACCAAUCAGAUAUUUUUUAAAGUAAUAUUGCAAAUGCAGUAUCUAUCAUAUAAUAAUUCACUCCUUUGGAGAUUGUUUUGCUCAGGAAAAAGUCAUCCCUGUUAAAUAUUAGAGCUGUUAAGACACAUUAAGAAUCAAGAUUAAAUAAUGAACACAUUGAUAUUUUAAUGUCAUUCAUAUCUGAGAUUAAUUACAUCUUUAGCACUUAAUGCUAUAAAAUAUUUGUUUAUUUCAUUUAUUUAUCAUGACCUUUACAAGGUUUUUCACAACUUCUUGGAAUCUAAGUAAUGCUUCAGAGAUUUCAUUUAAGAGCCCUGAAAAGUAGUAUCUCAUUGUUCAAACUCUUUUAUUGGGUUUGCCAUCUACAUAUCAUAGGGCAGCUUGAAUGAGGAGCAUGGCACAUUAUAGUCUAGGAAAGAAUGAUUAAUUUUCCAAGCUGCUUUGAAAAUUGUAGAUUUUUUAAAAACUUAGAAAAAUAAUUGUGCACUAUUCAGAUGCUCUCAAAUUAAUAGUGAUUUAAUGACAGAAUGGGGCUGCUGUCUGUAUGUCAUCAGAGUUACAGGAUUUUUCUGUACUGUAAACGGAAAGUUUCCAAUUGUCUUUACAAAAAUAAGGGUGUUUAUAUGGAGGAAUAUUCUUGUACUUUGUAGAUUCUUAUUAAUAUGCAAUAUUGUUAAUCAUUGCUAAAAAAAAAAGUAGUAUGAUAAAAUUGGACAAGUGGGCUGUUGACCAAUAUGCAAAUCAGCAAAUAUGGUCACAGUUCAAUUAUUUAUUUUUGUGAAAGUUGUGCAAUAUCCAAAGACGUGGGUAGAUGAUAUGGGCAAAAGGUUUAUGGCAAAACAAAUGAAAUCAGUUUUUCUGGGUAGUCAACUCAUGUUUUCUUAUGUGGACUUUUCAGGUGCAAGAUACACAGUACUUAAAUUCUUGGCUGGGAAUCUGAGGGGAUAGGGAAUGAACUCUGUAUGCCUCACUGCCGACUCUUUUCUGAGCUUCUAAAAUGAUAGCUAAUGAGUCAUUACAAAGGAAGAGAACUGUACUCUCACCCAUCAUUGGUGAUAAGCCUAAGAAAAAUAAUCAACAGAAAUCAUAAUAAGACGUAACCUCAUCUGCUUACAAAAGUUACAUGAAAUUCGUUGCAAUAUGGAUAAAAUGUUUGAUUAUUCUGCUACCUGUAUGAUUGUAGAUACACAAUUCUCAGUUUAUUUUAAAAAAUGUGCUAAUUAUGUAGGAAGUAAAGAAUUCAGAUACCAGAAAAAGUAGGUAUAUUGCGAUAUUUCAAAAUCUCUAGGAAUUCCACAUAAUCUGCUGGCAGAGUCCUCUGCUUUGAAGGCUUUUUCUUGCAUUCAAAAUUCUAAGUGGGAAUACGCAUUAAACUCUUUUCCUUCGACUGCUUAUUGCCAUAAGUAGAGCAGGAGAACAGCGCGGUGUUCUUCCUCUUCUAAUUUUCCAUUAAUUACAGCAUGGUUUUCUGUGCAUCUGCUCAUCUACUAAGAGAAGCAGUGCACUUUGCAGCAUCUGAAUAUAGUUUCCUAUAAAACAGAGCUAGUUAAAAAGUAGCAGGUAUUUGUGAAUGUAAAUAGAAAUGCAAAUAGGAAGAGAUUUUGUCUCCUGCCAUCUAUGCACCGGCAAAUGUCUAAAUCCCUUAGAUAUUUUGUUUUUUUCAUUUGACAAAAUUGCUGUUGGAGAAAACCAGGAAUUAAGGUGGUUAAGGAUGCCCAUGCAAUAUAGUGGUUAAAAUGUUAAAGAGUCUCAAGGACACCUGCUUUGAAUUUCUCACUCAACCGAGGAGUUUACUGGUAAUUUGGCAGUCAUGCUCCUUAGUUCAACUUACUUCGAAUGGUUGUUGUAGUGAUGAAAUGAGAGGCAACUUCCAUUUAUGCUGCCUUGAACCACAAUGUUAAACUUCUGUUACUAUACAGGUAGGUCUUGAUUAGUGCGGUUAAUGAAUCCCACAAAAUGAUUGCAUUAUUUGAAUUCACACUAUUCAAAGUGAUAUGGAUAUUUUCUAUGGAAAAUAUGGUAAUUGCUUCCAACUCGACAGAAAUAGGCAAUGAAAAACUUUAGGCAUGUGUUUUUAUAUGUAUAUUAAUGAAAUAUUACAGUAAAGGAUAAAAAGAAUAUACUUAAUUUAAAUUUAUGGUUAACAAAGUCACAGAGGAAGCAAAAUAAAAACAAAAACAUUCCACCAUAGAUUCAGGCAUUCCAACAUCUCAUCCUGUUUUAGCGUUGCUAUGACCACAUUCAUGUUGUUCAAUUACAUCAGUUUUUUUCUCUAAUGUAAUAACAAGCCCCUUUUUAAAAGUUGUACUGUUUUCCUCUAAUGGAAUCUUCUUUUUCUCUAUGUUGCAGACAUGAAAAUUGUUUUUUUGUUUGUACCUUCAAGUCAGUUUUGACUCCCAAUAACUGCUUGGACUAGAGGUAGUCCUCAUUUAAUGACCACAAUAGGGACCAGACAACUGGUUGCUAAGCAGUGCGGUCAUUAAGUGGGCCACCACAUGACCGGACCUGAUUUUAUGACCAUUUUAUGACAGUCGUUAAAGGAAUCCAGCUUACCCAGUGGACUUUUUUGCUGGAAACUGGCCAAAAAGGUCGCAAAUCGGGAUCACAUGACCGCAGGAUUCUGCAACUGGUUAUAAAUGCAAGCUGGCCGCUAAAUGAGGAUUGCGAUCACGUGACUGCAGGAGUGGUGCGAAGUUUUGCAACAGUCGUAAGUGUGAGUACAGGUUGAAAAGCACUUUUUCCAAGGCUGCUGUUACUUCAGACUGUUGUUAAACAAACGGUUGUUAAGUGAGGACUUUUCCUCACUUGUUAAGUGAGGCAGCUUUCUUGGCAAGGUUUUUUUUUUUUUUUUUUGGAAGUGGCUUGCCGUUGUCUUCUGCCUAGGGCUGAGAGAGAGUGACUGGCCAAGGCCACCCAGCUAGCUUUGUGCCUAAGCCAGGACUAGAACUCAGUCUCCCAGCUUUUAGCCUGGUGCUUAACCACUACACCAAACUGGCUCUCACAUGAAGAUUAGCAGCAUCUAAAACCCCAGCUGUGACUGUGUAUACAUUAGCCUCAAUUUUGCAUGUGCUAGCUUUGCAUUAACUGAAUUUUUGGUCACAUUAAACGCAACCAGAUAACAACUUACAAAUUACACUAAAUAGGAUAUCACAUUAUUCAAACACUAAUUGCAACCUACCUGUAUAGUAUUGGUUUUUAUUAGGUUAUUUAGAAACCGUCAACUGAAAACAUUUGGCAUUUUUAAAACAAGUUUUGUUGUAUUUUGUCCAAAUACAUGUUACGUGGGGUUUUCUUUGUAUAGCAAAGAUCGAAGUCUAAAAAUUCAACAACCAAAGAAACAGCAAGCAAAUGUUGCCAUUUGUACUAUUACAUUCUAGCUUCAAAAUUGUAACACUAGAAUCUCACAAGUUUCAAAUAUCUCAGAAAACGUUGAAUGUUUUCAUAAAAUUGUUUUAUAAAAAUAUUUACCAAUAAAAAUAUUUUAUACUA
Molecule: messenger RNA, 13526 nt
Organism: Candoia aspera
Lineage: Eukaryota; Metazoa; Chordata; Lepidosauria; Squamata; Candoiidae
Product: sulfate transporter-like
Exons: 4
Coding region: 310-2457 (715 amino acids)
Biological process (GO): transmembrane transport
Cellular component (GO): plasma membrane
Molecular function (GO): oxalate transmembrane transporter activity; bicarbonate transmembrane transporter activity; secondary active sulfate transmembrane transporter activity
Source: RefSeq, a predicted model, not a curated record